Diutina rugosa is the source of this 1476-nucleotide messenger RNA. RefSeq lists its product as uncharacterized. NCBI's taxonomy places the organism in Eukaryota, Fungi, Ascomycota, Pichiomycetes, Serinales, Debaryomycetaceae. The record is from RefSeq and is a predicted model, not a curated record. Bases 1 to 1476 code for a protein of 491 amino acids. The transcript has a single exon.
AUGGAUGAACCAGUUGCCUCGCCGUCUACGUUGAAACUUGACGUCAUGGGUUCAUCAGCGUUGAACCCAAUUGUGUUGUCUCAGCAACCAACGCCUGCUACUAACAAGGCGUCUUUUGGAACUGAAGCUCGUCAAUCAUUUGAAAACCCUCGAGGAAAGGUAGUGGAUGUCUAUAACGACAAUUUAUUAUCAAUCCGUCAACCGAUAUCUGAGACCAAUAUUGUUUCUCAAGAGAAUUCUUACCGUGGCAAUAACCCAUUGAUCGAUUGCAAAUUCAGAGCUAGUGGGGGUUGUGGUACAUUCAAGGGAAAUUCAAGAAAUCCUAACGACAUCAUCAAACAUAUGUUCAAACGUCACUUCAAGUUUGACAAUCUAGUCGUGACUGAGAAGACUAAAGUCACGGAUAUGUUGAAACAGUUUGGCACUUGUAAGUGUGGGUACCACGGGGCGGCAGUCGCCUGGCUCAAUGACCACGUUUUGAAUGACCAAAGUCUAUGUCCAUUACUCUCAACGGCGGUUGAUUCAAAUAGAGCUGACGGUCGUACAACUAACGACGAACCAUGUACGACUGAUUCUAUGUCGAAGAAGAAAUCAUCUCUUUUUCCAACUUCAUCGAGGCUGAAAUUAAAAUCAAUGAAACUGAACGAGCAUACUCGACCCAAACGAUUGAUUAAUCGAUUGGUUCAAAGAUCAAAAAGGAAGGAAAAAAAUCAGUACGACUGGCCAAGAGCUUGUAACUUUCAAGCACUUGGAAAGUGUGGAAAGAUUUCGAAUAAAAUCAAAAACUGUUACAUUUUCAGAAAUCAUAUGUUCAACCGACACUUUACGUUUGAUGACGUGGACCUUCCCAACGACGAUUUGUAUUGGGAUGACUAUGGAACGUGUGAAUGCGGCUACCACGAUCAGGCAAAGACUUGGUGGUAUGAUCAUAUAUUGUCUGAAAAACAUCCAUGCCCUUUGACAACUGCGUCUAUCGAUCCGGAUGCACCAACUGCUGGCAAAUGUACUGUGUGUGGACGGAACUUUGAAGCAAACUUACAGCAACACAUCAAAUCUCAUCGUGACGACUGGCAGACGAAGUGUAAGUUUCAAGGAGAUGCAAACUGUGGUUUGUUUGAUGGCACAACUAACGACAAAGUACACAUGUUUAUGCGACAUUUCUUGUUUGACAACCUUCAGGACUCAUGGAAGGCCACACUAAGCGUAUUGUUCACUAGUUCUGGAAGGUGUAAAUGUGGCUUUCGCGGUACUGGGGAAGCCUGGAUCAAUGAGCAUGUUAUGGCACCAGACAAUCCAUGUCCAUUAGUGCCGUCUGCUUUUGCUCCACGCCCCAACACCUUGACUGAUGCGGUUUGCAAGGUCGGUGCUAAUUCAUCACUGGAAACAGGCAAGUCGUGUUGUCUGCAUACAAAUGAUUCAGAAUGCAGAAAUGCUAAACCACAUCAGCCUUCUUUAGGAUGGUUGGUUGGUUCAUGA